Molecule: messenger RNA, 920 nt
Organism: Corticium candelabrum
Lineage: Eukaryota; Metazoa; Porifera; Homoscleromorpha; Homosclerophorida; Plakinidae
Exons: 1
Coding region: 86-760 (224 amino acids)
Source: RefSeq, a predicted model, not a curated record
UGCCCACAAGUGCAAGACAUAUUUGAGCGCCCUUGAACUGGACCUGCCUCCGGUGGUACAUUCUGGCUCUAGCCAUUACCAAGUAAUGAGAGCAGCUGCUGAUGACGACGGCAAGAACAAACCCUCAGUUGUUGGCUCAAUGGUCGUGACCCCAAGUCCUGAUCUAAAUCAAAGUCUUUUCCAUGAUGUCCAAAAUUCGUGUCUCUUGGCGCAGCUUGCUGCUACUAAGAAAGUUCCAGACAGUGAGAAGGAUCUAGUCGCGUGGUACAAAGCCUACAAAGAGGUGCUGGAGAACAUUGGAUGGCGUAUAACUGACUUUGGAUUCAACAAGAGCGAGACGAGCUCGUCGAGUUUCACCGUCAAAAAGGCGAUCAUUGGCUUCUUGGAAACGCUUAUUCCAGGAGCAGAGCUCACAGGGAUCAAGACAGCUAUUGACGCUCUGUCUAAAGCAGCAAACGGAGAUACAUUGGAGGUAUUCAAAAAGACCAGCAAGAAAGAAGAACACGGAAAAUUCCAGGUUGGGACGGCCAAACCAUCCAAUGAUACGGUUACUUUUCAAGCCGGUGCUUUCUACUUCCCGAGUUCAAGCUCUUCAGGAACGGUAGCUUUCUUCUUUGACUGGAGUGUUUCCAACAUGCAGCUCUACCAAGCCGACCAGACGAUGGAUCUUAACCUAGAGAUCUAUAAAGAAGUACGAGACGACAUAAUCAAGAAGCUUGGUCCGCAUGCCAAGACCUACGUCAAGAACAUUGAGAUCUGAACAGCAUGUUAAGUGCUCUUUCGUGCCGAUCGCGUUGAUAGACGCAGUAAGGACACACUACGUUUAGCGUACGUUAUUGUCGAAAAAUUGCUUGUUGUCUGUAUUGCUUACGUUUGCUGAGAUGUGAGACGAGCGCAGCGUUUCAAUCAACAUGACUCUA